This is a messenger RNA of Dendroctonus ponderosae (mountain pine beetle), 551 nucleotides long. RefSeq lists its product as uncharacterized. The annotation marks the transcript as partial. The record is from RefSeq and is a predicted model, not a curated record. The transcript has 4 exons. Lineage: Eukaryota; Metazoa; Arthropoda; Insecta; Coleoptera; Curculionidae.
GAUAACAUUACAACUAGCACAAGAUUAUUCCUCAUUUAAUAGUACUUCUAAAUUCUAUUACUUCAUCAUUGUUGCAACCGACUAUAAACAACUUGUAGAUCUUAAAAAUCGUCUUCACGUGUACCUUAGAAGAAUAAUCACAUCUUCUAAUACGUUCGCCCCUCUUCGCCUAAGUAUUACUUAAUCUAGCGCAUUUUUGGUUAGUGGGUGGACGAAAACGAUCUGCAAAUGGGGGAACAAAAUGGAACGCAUACAUUACGGACUAGCACUUCUGCUGUUAUCAUCAAAUAUAUUGGGCCAAUACAAUUAUCCUACUCCUGCAACUCCCUUUAAUGGAGGUCCAGCGCCACAGCAAACCAGUAGCGGGGAUUUUCCUCAGCAAUCUUCAACAGGAGCAACAGGUUAUCCCAGCUCUGGAACAUUAAAUUCGAACAAUUAUCAAAAUCUAGGAGGUUCACCCCAGCGACCAGCGUUUGCACGACCGCCAGGUCAAUCUAAUGAAUACCCCCAGAGACCUCAAAGCGGCGAUAUUCCAAGUGUGAAACCCACAG